Molecule: messenger RNA, 2905 nt
Organism: Protobothrops mucrosquamatus (brown spotted pit viper)
Lineage: Eukaryota; Metazoa; Chordata; Lepidosauria; Squamata; Viperidae
Gene: TRPC6
Product: transient receptor potential cation channel subfamily C member 6
Exons: 11
Biological process (GO): regulation of cytosolic calcium ion concentration; calcium ion transmembrane transport; manganese ion transport
Cellular component (GO): cation channel complex; membrane
Molecular function (GO): store-operated calcium channel activity; protein binding; inositol 1,4,5 trisphosphate binding
Source: RefSeq, a predicted model, not a curated record
ACAUGGCUUUCGCCAACAGACUGUAGUUAGAGAGAAAGGCAGGAGAUCUGCUGUUCGAGGCCCAGCAUAUAUGUUUAAUGAUCAUUCAACCAGCCUUUCUAUUGAGGAAGAGCGUUUUUUGGAAGCGGCAGAAUAUGGCAAUAUCCCUGUUGUCCGUAAAAUGCUGGAGGAAUGUACUUCGCUCAACGUGAACUGUGUGGAUUACAUGGGCCAGAAUGCAUUACAACUGGCUGUAGCAAAUGAACAUCUGGAAAUCACAGAGCUGUUACUUAAGAGGCAAAAUUUGUCACGCGUUGGAGAUGCGCUACUCUUAGCCAUUAGCAAAGGCUACAUCCGAAUAGUUGAAGCCAUUUUGAACCAUCCCGCAUUUGCAGAAGGGAAGAGGCUGGCCACGAGCCCCAGUCAAUCGGAGUUGCAACAUGAUGACUUUUAUGCCUACGACGAGGAUGGAACUCGAUUCUCCCAUGACGUGACCCCUAUUAUCCUCGCUGCCCACUGCCAUGAGUAUGAAAUUGUGCAUAUCCUGCUGAGGAAAGGAGCUCGGAUUGAGAGGCCUCAUGAUUAUUUCUGCAAAUGCAGUGAAUGCAACAAGAAGCAAAAGCAUGACUCUUUCAGCCAUUCUAGGUCCAGGAUCAAUGCUUACAAAGGUCUAGCAAGUCCAGCGUAUCUAUCUUUGUCAAGUGAGGACCCAGUCAUGACUGCCUUAGAACUGAGCAAUGAGUUGGCGGUGCUUGCAAACAUUGAGAAAGAAUUCAAGAACGAUUACAAAAAAUUGUCAAUGCAGUGCAAGGACUUUGUGGUUGGACUUCUUGAUUUGUGUAGAAACACAGAAGAAGUGGAAGCUAUCCUCAACGGAGAUGUUGAACUGAAUCAUGGGGAGCAUGGACGUCCAAGCCUGAGCCGCUUAAAACGGGCUAUAAAAUAUGAAGUCAAAAAAUUUGUUGCUCAUCCAAACUGCCAGCAGCAGCUUCUCUCAAUCUGGUAUGAGAAUCUGUCGGGUUUACGACAACAGACUAUGGCAGUGAAGUUUUUAGUGGUUCUUGCUGUAGCUGUUGGAUUACCAUUCCUUUCAGUGGCUUAUUGGAUUGCUCCAUGUAGCAAGUUGGGUAGAAUAAUGCGUGGACCCUUUAUGAAAUUUGUGGCACAUGCAGCCUCUUUCACCAUUUUCCUUGGGCUCCUAGUCAUGAAUGCAGCCGACAGAUUUGAUGGCAUCAAACUAAAGCCUAAUGAAACCGUGACAGAUAGUGCAAAGCAGCUGUUUCGAAUGAAAACAUCUUGCUUCUCCUGGAUGGAAAUGCUGAUCAUCUCGUGGGUAAUAGGUAUGAUAUGGGCUGAAUGUAAAGAAAUUUGGUCCCAAGGUCCCAAGGAAUACCUGUUUGAGUUGUGGAAUAUGCUAGAUUUUGGUAUGUUGGCUAUUUUUGCAGCCUCAUUCAUUGCAAGGUUCAUGGCCUUUUGGCAUGCUUCUAGAGCCCAGAAUAUUGUUGACGCUGAUACAGAGAUGAAGGAUUUGUCAACUGCAACACUGGAUCCCAGCAUAAAGUACUACACUUUGGCAAGAAUAGACUGGGAUCCAUCUGACCCUCAAAUCAUAUCUGAAGGCCUGUAUGCAAUUGCUGUGGUUUUAAGUUUCUCACGAAUCGCCUAUAUUUUGCCAGCCAAUGAAAGCUUUGGACCUUUGCAGAUAUCACUUGGUAGAACUGUGAAAGACAUAUUCAAGUUCAUGGUCAUAUUUAUCAUGGUUUUUGUGGCCUUCAUGAUAGGAAUGUUUAAUCUCUAUUCCUAUUACUUGGGAGCAAAGCAGAAUGAAGCAUUUACUACAGUGGAAGAAAGCUUCAAGACUUUGUUUUGGGCAAUAUUUGGACUUUCUGAAGUCAAAUCUGUGGUCAUAAAUUAUAACCACAAAUUUAUUGAAAAUAUUGGUUAUGUCCUUUAUGGUGUUUAUAAUGUCACCAUGGUUAUUGUUUUGUUGAAUAUGCUUAUCGCAAUGAUUAAUAGUUCCUUCCAGGAAAUUGAGGAUGAUGCUGAUGUUGAAUGGAAGUUUGCAAGAGCGAAACUCUGGUUUUCUUAUUUUGAGGAAGGCAGAACACUUCCUGUCCCUUUCAAUCUGGUGCCCAGCCCCAAAUCUCUGCUGUACUUUUCCCUCAGAAUAAAGAUGUGGAUUUUUAAACUACUGUUUUGCCACAAGAAAGGUUUCCAGGAGGAUGCUGAGAUGAAUCAGUAGAAAAAAGGAAGAAAAAUAAGUUGGAAUUAUUUAAGAAAACUUCUUAGCAUUUCUUAUUUUCAGAUGGAGCAUAAUAAGCUACCAAGUAUAAAAAGCACAGAUGAUAUCGACUUAAACAGCUCUAAUAAUCCACAGAGAAAGUAUCAGAAGAUCAUGAAACGUCUUAUUAAACGAUAUGUACUGAAAGCUCAAGUAGACAGAGAGAACGAUGAAGUCAAUGAAGGUGAACUGAAAGAAAUUAAACAGGACAUCUCAAGCCUUCGAUAUGAGCUCCUUGAAGAAAAAUCACAGAACACAGAAGACCUGGCAGAACUUAUCAGAAAACUUGGAGAGAAACUGUGUAUUGAACCAAAGCAGGAACAAAGCAGCAGAUAACACGAACUUCUUUCUGAAAAGGAAAAGAAGCAGAAAUUCUCCAAGCUGACAGACCCAAUGAAAGCCAUAUCAGUGUUACCUCCCUUUUGUUUUCCUUCAAACUUAAUUGACACUUUUACAGCAGACACAAAAGCAGACUCAUCUUGAAUGGAUUUUUUUAUUACUGUUUGUAACGGGAAAAACAGCAUUUGACUGAGUUGUUCAAUCCCAUGCACCAAAGGAGAGAGAGAGAGAGAACCCUUAAAAAAUAAUCUUAAAAUUAAAAAAGACAUAAACUGUAUGACUUUAACUGCUGGACUCUGUUAACAU